This is a messenger RNA of Bicyclus anynana (squinting bush brown), 4846 nucleotides long. RefSeq names its product amyloid-beta-like protein (gene Appl). The transcript is spliced from 17 exons. Gene Ontology annotation, molecular function: transition metal ion binding; heparin binding. Gene Ontology annotation, biological process: axonogenesis; central nervous system development. The coding region runs from base 92 to 2482 and encodes 796 amino acids. NCBI's taxonomy places the organism in Eukaryota, Metazoa, Arthropoda, Insecta, Lepidoptera, Nymphalidae. The record is from RefSeq and is a predicted model, not a curated record. Gene Ontology annotation, cellular component: neuron projection; membrane; neuronal cell body.
GGUACCGACUAGCUAGUACGCAGGUUUCUGGCGUAUUGCACGAACGUCAGUACAGCCCGCAGUAUACCCGGAGCGCAUAUCGGCCGCAAUCAUGUCGCGAGCCGUGCUUUUUAUUAGUGUUUUUACUAUAUUUUUGGACGUCCUGCACGCUAGCCAGGCAACCAGCGGUGCAGAGCCGCAGGUAGCAGUGCUAUGCGAGGCAGGGGCGACCUACCACCCGCAGUACAUGUCAGCUGCCGGCCGCUGGACGCCCGACCUCACCACCAAACCGCACAACUGCUUGAAGGACAAGAUGGAAAUCCUUGACUAUUGCAAGAAGGUAUAUCCAAGCCACGACAUCACCAAUAUCGUGGAGGCGUCCCACUACGUCAAGGUCAGCAACUGGUGCAAGUUGGGCUCCGGAAAUGCAGCCAAGUGCAAGGUCACUCGAUGGGUGAAGCCCUUCCGCUGUCUUGAAGGCCCAUUCCAAUCGGACGCGCUGCUGGUACCCGAGAGCUGUCUGUUCGACCACAUCCACAACCAGAGCCGCUGCUGGCAGUUCUCCCGCUGGAACGCCACCGCUGGCCGCGCCUGCGCCCAACGCGGCCUCAGACUCCGCACCUUCGCCAUGCUCCUGCCCUGUGGAAUCAGUUUAUUCUCUGGCGUCGAAUUUGUGUGCUGCCCUAAACAUUUUAAGGAAAACGUGAAAAUGCACAAACCAAUGGAUGUGGGCGUGCCAGUAAGCCCUGGCGGUGAAGAAAUGUUGGCUGCAUCCGCUGCUAUGGACGAACGGGAUGAUGAACUGUUGGAUGAUGAAGACACGCUCACCGAUGAUGAUGACGAGUCUCUCAACCUGAGUGAUGAUGACGACGACGACGAUGCUGAUGAUGAUAUGGACGAAGACGAAGACGCGGACCUGACUCGUGACGACGACGCAGAAGACGACGACUACACCGACGGCGACGACUCCGCCUGGCCCCGCCCCGAGUCGUCUGCUGCGCCCUCCACAACGUCUACAACUACCACCUCCACUACGACCACUACUACGGCAUCGACCGCCACCUCUGACCCUUAUUUCUCGCACUUCGACCCGCGCACCGAACACCAGAGCUACAAGGACGCCCAGCAACGCCUUGAAGAAACUCAUCGUGAAAAGAUCACCAAAGUGAUGCGUGAAUGGUCUGAACUAGAAGACCGCUACCAGCAAAUGAUGGCCUCUGACCCAACGGCCGCUCAAACCUUCCGCCAACGCAUGACCGCUAAAUUCCAGGCUAAUAUCCAGUCCCUGGAAGAAGAGGGCGUGUCAGAACGUCGUCGUCUGGCGGCCCUCCACCAGCAGCGCGUGCUGGCUCAUCUUGCUCAAAGACGUCGCACUGCUCUCUCCUGCUACACCCGAUCUCUCCGCGACACUCCUCCUAAUGCUCACCGUGUGCAGAAGUGCCUGCAGCGCUUGGUGCGAGCUCUGGCAGCUGAACGCAGCGGAGCCCUAGCCGCCUGGCGCCGCGCCGCCGCCACCGGACGAGAGGCCGCCGCCGCCGAGCGCGCCAGCGCUGCUGAUAGACUGCAGGAUGCCGACCGCGCUCUACAGCGCGCUCUCACGUCGCUUCGCCGCCGCCCGCAUCUCUACGCCAGCAUCGGGACCGCUAUUGAAGAUUAUGUUCAGUCAAUGCAAUCCAAAGACGAUAUGGCCGUAUCCCUGAUGUCAAUGACCCCGGAGGCGGAAGAACUUCUCCUGGACCGCAUCGAGGCCGAGGUGCAGCGCGAGCAGGCCGCCAGAGAACAGCUCACUGCCAAGAGAGACCAGCGCACGAGGCAGCGACAGGACAUCCAGAACGAACGGGCGAGGACUUCAAACGGAGUGAAAGAGAGCGAGGAGACCGACGACGAAGCCAGCGAAGUCAGCGACACUGAAGAGACAACCACAGUGUCCACGACGCAGACCUCCCCCGCUCCCUCCGCCUCACCCUCCCCCGCGGCGUCCGUGUCCGUGCGUGACGUCACCACACGCUCUGCCUUCACUCCAGAAACUACUACCACGGAAAUCAUCACGAGCACGAUGACCGAAGCACCGGAGAGCGAGACGGAGACCAGCGAAGUUGGUGAAACUUCCAGCCGGCGAUCAACUGUCGAGACGGAGGGCGAAGGCCUGCGUGCCGCUCUUGAGCAGGCGGAGGAACGCGCGCCGCCGCCGCCCGCGCACGCGCUCAAGAACGAGCUGCAGCACUCCCAGCCUGGCUACACAGUCCGCGGGCCCAGUCCGAGCGGCAACAGCUCGGGCGCGCUGUACCCCGCGCUGUGCGUGGGCGGCGCUGCGCUGGCGGCCGCCGCGGCUGUCGCGCUCGCUGUCGCACGACGCCGCGACCGCGCGCCAUCCGCGCAGGGCUUUGUGCAGGUCGAGCAAUCCGGAGCCGUGGCCCCGACCCCCGAAGAGCGACACGUAGCUAACAUGCAGAUCAACGGCUACGAGAACCCCACCUACAAAUACUUCGAAGUCAAGGAGUAAACUAUUCAUCCACCACAACCAACCACCAGGCUUCCUUUCCCCCUUCUCUUUCUCUCUUCGGGAAACAUUGGCAACGUCAAGUGAUUGAGGAUUCAACUCUUGCACGUAAACCCUGAGGUUCUCAUGAGUACACUAGAACAAAAAAUCGCAAAUAGAAUCAUAUUCACUAAUAUUGAAUGUAAUUUAAAAUACAGCGCCAUCUAUGAAUAAGUACCAAGUAUUUUGUACAACAGCACCAUCUGUAACUCCAUCUAUCGAUUAGAAGCUAGAUUUGAUUACAACGUUUAAAUUAAACUCAACAGAACCGACAUAGGGUUUAGAAUAACUUUUCCUAUCUAAUUCCUGAAUGAUUUGUGAUGUGUGCUAGAUAUCCCGUAGUUUGGGCCAUUUUGUGGCUUGUCCUUAUAUCUAUGUCCUUGAAUAAUUAAUUCUUUAUGGAAUGAAUGUGUGUGAUAUGUUUAAACGGCAAAGCGAGCCUGGUGGCGCGUAAACAUUCACUUUAAUACUAAAAGCUUUGUGUGAUUAGUCAACAUAAUUUCUUGCGAAUUUUCGCAAUCAGUCAAAAUAUAUACUUGAUAUUAGAAUUUAUAUUGUUUUUGUAUAUGUUAUUUUUUAUGUUUGCACCAAAUUAUUUAUUUGAAUUUUAAGAAUAGCUCUAAGUUUCGUCUAGUGUCAUAUAAUUCGUAAGUGUCACCUUGUAGUCGAGUUCUUUAAAUUAAGUUUUCGAGACCGCAUUCCGAGUGGCAACGGACAGUCCUCAAAUAUCAGGCGCAUUUUUUCCGUAAGAACAAAAUUUUAUUACUGACACUGAACUUACUUUAGCAAUUUAACUCUUCUAUUUAAUGCAUAAAUUAGUUGUACUCAAAUCUCAGAAUUUAUAUAUCUAAAUAGUUAUGUAGUUAAUUUCUUUUUCGGGAACAUUGGAAAAAUGUGGUACUAAAUAUAAGAUCAGUCAAUUUAGUUUAGAGAUUUGUGUACGGAAUUAGCAUAAUUUUAGAUUAUUGCUAAGAUUUUCUUAUUUGUACUGUUUGUUGCUACUCGGAACAACGGAACAAACGUCCAUGGUACGCUGUGUAUAUAGACUCCGCGUACAAAUUUUGAACCUAAAUUACAUACUCUUAAAGCCCGCUUUCAUUUUCUAACGUAGGUAGAUCAUAACGUGAAUUUUAUGUAAUAAAAUGCGAAAAUAUAUUUUAAUAAUUAUGUGUACUUAGCAAAGGGACGGGCGGCAAAGCCGGCGCGGGUGAACGGUCUUGCCUUCGUAGAAUAUCUUCUAGUCACUGAAAAACCUUCCUUAGUCUGGGACGAUUUACCUCGGACGUGUUCUGUCUCCUUUCCUCUUUAUAUUUCUUCGUUUACCCGCGGGACAAUACUCAUAGUUCCCAAUAAGAGAGGACUGUGUACUCAACGUGUGCAAGCGAGACGGAUCCACCCUUUUACGUUGUGAAGCCUCCAGAGCUUCGUAUAAUCUAGUCAAACAUGGGUGCAUCAGAGAUUUAACAUGGCGGAUGUAUGCGCACAUUGGGUACUCGGUUAUGCCGAAGCAGUAAGCUUAGUGAGUGUAUGUACGAUUAUUAUAUAAGUAGAUGUACAAAAGUAAUACAUUAUAUAGAUGUUUUAGCGUCAGAUACAUAGAUAUAAAGCAAAAUAUAAUUAUAUAUCGCAUUCGUCCGUUUAAUGUAAGGGCUUGUGCUCGUGUCUAUUCCCAGGUACCACCUUAAUGUUACGCCGUAGUUAAGAUGUAAUUCUGCCUCAGUAUUAUAUACAUUUAAGCUUAUUUGUUACAUAAGCUAAUUUAUAUACACUUAAUUCUAUUUGUUUACAAGCGUUGUGACGUUGCUACGUUAAGAAAUUCAUAUCAGACGCGUCACGGCGCUUUGAGUCCUUUCACUACGAUGCCUGCAGUAGUUCGGGAACAGAAUAACAGAUGGCGUUGCUCGAGUCGUAACUGGAGAUACGGUGGCGCCCGCUCGUGGCUUGUAAGUUGUACGGCAUCUAAGUAAGUUUACUCACUGUAUAACGUAAGUUUAAUCCUGCAAUCAAGUAACCGCUGUAUUUUUACUAAUAACUAAGUAACGAGCCGACCACUUAUUUUUUUAACAAAACUUUUGCUCAAAAUCUGCUGUCUCUCGUCGGUAUUGAUGAUAAUUCCAAUCGAUGUUUAUAAAAUAAAUGAAAUAAUAAUUAUUCGAUGUCAACAUUAUUCGAUGUUAGUAGUUUUUACCCUGGUUUGUGUAACGUCAGAUCACUGUUUCACGUAUUUUGAAGAUAUUAUAAUAAAUGGUUUGAAAUUUUUUGUGUUUCCUGUGCUACAUUUUAUUGUGAGUUCGAAGUUCAAAUUGAAUCAAUAAAUAGGAAUUAAAA